Arachis stenosperma is the source of this 2844-nucleotide messenger RNA. RefSeq lists its product as uncharacterized. The record is from RefSeq and is a predicted model, not a curated record. NCBI's taxonomy places the organism in Eukaryota, Viridiplantae, Streptophyta, Magnoliopsida, Fabales, Fabaceae. Bases 1 to 2844 code for a protein of 947 amino acids. The transcript has 9 exons.
AUGGAUUCAGCAGAAUAUAAGCUUAGUCCUAAGUUAGCUAGGCUGAGGAGGAUUUGUAUCAUCAAGGAGAAGAGAAAUAGAAAAAUACAAGCUUCCAUACAGAAUGUUUCUGAGAAUGAUUUUGCAAACAACACAUUGCUUCCAAUGAAGAGAAGGUCCCACAUGAUUUCUAAUAACAACAUAACUGAUUUUUGUUCAUUAAGUACUGGCUUUGUUUCUCAAUAUUUGCUCAAUAAGAAAAUCAAUUCAACGUUAUGUAUCAAUCAAGUAUAUUCAACUGGUGAUGGAGUUUCUCAAAAUAAUAGCUUUCAACAUUCCAGAACUCCUCUGUCCAAUAUAUCAAAUGUUGACCAGGCAGUGUUCAACUCAUCAAAUACAUUCUCAGAAAAUAAGGGAAAAGAGAAUUACAAUGAGCAAUUGGCUAACACUUCAAGCACACAAAUACUCCCAAGUAAGAGUACAGUGCUUAGGGAGAAAUCAAUCAUCCAAUCAUUAUGUAGAAAUAGCAAAGAGUUGUUUAAUUCUUCUCAACUCUUCAAUGGUGAGAGCUCUAACCAAGUUGUCUACAAUAAGAAACCGGUAUCACAUGUUAACAAUGGACAUUAUGAAGGUCUUGAUGCCUUUGAUGAUAUAGUGAUUGACUCAGAUUAUAUUCAACAAGAAAUUCAUAAUAAUAAUAAUAAAGGGUCAUCUAGCUUAAACACAUUAUCCAAUUGCAAUUUGACAUGCGAAUCAGUUACCUGGGAUGCUGGGGAUCCAAUUCAUGUAUGUCGAUAUUGCAAAGCUAUGAUGUGGGACGGUGAAAAGCUAUCUAAGAGCAAAGGAAGUAAUAUCCCUAUAUUCCGCACAUGUUGCAUGAGUGGGAAGGUUGAGCUUCCUUUUCUUAGGGAGGCACCCCAGAUUCUACAAGAUUUGCAUUUUGAGGAUGAUGAACGUGGUAGAUACUUUCGCAAGAACAUACGUUCUUUUAAUUCCAUGUUUUGCUUCACAUCCAUGGCUGGUAAAAUUAAUCACAAUAUAAACAAUGGAUCUGCACCUCCUACGUUCUCUCUUAGUGGUCAAAAUUACCAUUCAAUUGGAAGUUUGCUUCCCUCACCAAGUGAUAUUCCAAAGUUUGCACAGUUAUACAUAUACGACACUGAAAAUGAGAUUCAAAAUCGCAUAUCUGCCAUCAGGUCUUCCAAUUCGAAUAAUGUUAUUGAGCAAACAAUUGUUAAUGAGUUGAAACAAAUGAUGGAUCUUCACAAUCCUCUUGCAAAGUCAUUUCGAUAUGCACGCGAUCGCUUCAAAGAAGAUUCAAAAACUAAUAUCAAGCUCAAACUAAUUAGAAAAAGGGAAAAGGAUGGCAGGAGGUAUAACCUCCCAACAGCUUCUGAGGUUGCAAUACUUAUUGUUGGUGAUAUUGAUGAGUCAAGUUUGCAGAGAGACAUCAUUCUUGAGACUACCUCUAACAGGCUAAAAAGGAUAGAUGUCCUUCACCCGUCUUACCUGUCUCUACAGUAUCCUUUGAUUUUUCCCUAUGGGGAGGAUGGUUUUAGGCCAGGUAUUGAGAACUCUUCCACGUUUGAUAUUUUUGGUACUAAGAAGAGAAAGACUAUAAGCAUAAGAGAAUUCUUUUCAUACAGAAUACAAAUGCGUUUGGAAGAGUCAUCUAUACUAUUACAUUCAAGAAGAUUAUUUCAGCAGUUCUUAGUUGAUUCAUAUACUAUGAUUGAGUCUGAGCGUCUUAGAUAUUUACGCAACAACCAACCUAAGCUCAGGGUUGACAAGUACAACUCAUUGCAUGAAUCUUUAGUUAGGGGAGAAGCUGAUGCGAUUCUUUCUGGUCAAAGAAUAAUUCUUCCAAGCAGUUUCACUGGUGGUCCUAGAUACAUGUUUAAUAAUUGUAAAGAUGCAUUUGCCAUUUGCAAGUAUUUUGGAUACCCCAGUUAUUUUAUCACAAUUACUUGCAAUCCUGAAUGGGAAGAGAUCAAACGCCUUUUACAUGGCACUGGCCUUAAGGCAGAGGAUCGUCCUGAUAUUGCUUCAAGAAUCUUUAGUAUUAAGUUAGAUGAGUUGAUAUCUGAUUUCAAGAAUGGGAGGUUCUUUGGCAAUAUUUCUGCAUAUGUGUGCACAGUUGAAUUUCAGAAACGAGGUCUACCACAUGCUCACAUUCUGUUGUUCAUGCAACCACAAUAUAAGCCUAAAUCACCCGAUGAUAUUGACCGCGUAAUAUCUGCUGAAAUCCCUGAUAAGACUAACAUGCCUAGACUUUAUGCAGCUGUUGAGAAGUUCAUGGUUCAUGGUCCAUGUGGGAGGCACAACAUCAGUAGUCCAUGCAUGAUAAAUGGAAGGUGUUCUAAGUUUUUUCCAAAGCCAUUCAGAAAUAGAACGAUUAUUGACGAGGGUGGUUUCCCAAAAUAUAAAAGGAUGGAUAAUGGUCAUACAAUAACUAAGAAGAAUGCAAUUUUGGAUAAUUCUUAUAUUGUACCUUACAAUCCUGAUCUACUCUUAAAGUAUGGUUGUCACAUUAACGUAGAGCAUACAUGUCAGACUUCUUCUAUUAAAUAUUUAUUCAAGUACGUCCAUAAGGGUAAUGAUAGGGUUACUGCCUCAUUUUACCAAACAUCUGGUGAUGGGUCUUCUCAACAAGUUGUUGAUGAGAUACGUAACUACUAUGAUUGUCGUUACAUUUCUGCAUGUGAGGCAGCUUGGCGGAUAUUUGGUUAUGAGAUUCAGCUUAAAGAACCUGCAGUGAUUCGUCUACCAUUCCACCUACCUGACGAGCAACCAGUUGUUUUCAAGGACCAUGAGAACAUUGCUGAUGUUAUUCAACGUGUAGAUGGUAAGGUGAUGAGCGGAUAA